This is a messenger RNA of Mollisia scopiformis, 1211 nucleotides long. RefSeq lists its product as uncharacterized. Lineage: Eukaryota; Fungi; Ascomycota; Leotiomycetes; Helotiales; Mollisiaceae. The record is from RefSeq and is a predicted model, not a curated record. The coding region runs from base 336 to 1211 and encodes 291 amino acids. The transcript has 4 exons.
ACAACCACGUCAGAAAUCAUGGCAAGGCUGUCUCCAUGGCUGCCCGGCCAUUGUCGGACCCGGACCUUGAGAAUGCCUAACAUGAUUCGUAUGGGGAAGGUGGUGUGGUAUGGAUGCAGCUAGGUGCAUGUGGCGGCGGCAUUUGCGUAGACAAGAUAUGAUUUAUAAUGAGAAAGCGAAUGCGAAUCGACACGGUCGGACUAGAACUGAAGCGAGAGGCAGCCUUGUCUGUCUGAUCAUCUCGAGGUCGAGGCUAAGUGACCACGAAACUUUUUACUCAACAACCAGCUUUUGCUUUCUGAGAGAAGUCAGUGUCAUGUGCUAGGUAUAACGCAAUGAAAGGAUAUGCCAAACUUGGGUGGCUCAUGGGAAAUCGCCCCGAGACCGCCAUAUUGCGCUGUUUUUCAUCACUCAGUGUCCAAAAGUUGCUUUACCUUCAGGCUGAGCUUACAAGUCUGGAGCAAGACCUUCGAAGAUUCGCUGCAGAAGACGAUGUCUCUUCUUAUGGAAACAGAGAAGACUAUUCAACUAACUGGCGAGCUCUCAAAGCAUCCGUCGCUGAGAACGCCGAAGAUGGAAAGUCAGGACAACAAUGGGAGACUAUGCUAGCAAUUAGCGAAAAGCUUGAGGAGUAUCAAAUUGCACUGCUCCGCCACCGGGAAAUGAACGCUGUACCGGAACCCCUUCAACAGGACUUGGAAUUUCUCAUGAAUUGGAUGUCGCGCCCAGAUAUGGGAGGUGUACAUUUAGACGGAGACGAUAGGCUUAUUUGGACCGAAAAAGAAUUUCAAAGUGACUUGUUAACGUUGAAGCCGCGGAUGAAGGAAGAGUUGUUUUAUCACUGGAUUUCCAGCAGUUUCAUAAAUCGAUUUCAUACCCUACUGGGAUAUUACUUCAAGGCCACUCGACCGGAAGAACAUCUUGCCGGGACAGUCAUAUAUGACGAUGCUCAUCUUCGGCGCCUAACUAGAAGCAUAGCAACUGUCUUCGCUUGCAUGCUGCCAGUACUAUCGAUCGUAGUUCUUUAUGUCGUGCAAGCUAUGAGCAAGCGUCUUGGUAUAGUUGCGGCCUUUACAAUCAUCUUCUCCGUCAGUCUUGUGACCAUGACCAGCGCUGAGAUGGGGGAUAUCUUCGCAGCAACAGCAGCAUAUGCUCUUGUGCAGGUUGUUUUCAUUGGCACAACUGGCGGUAACUGUAGUUCAGUGAAUUAG